AUGUGGACGAAGAGAUACCUUAACCUGACAGACGAUCACCCAAGAUGGGCAUAUAUCGUCGAUGUACUCUUCAGCAAAAACGUGUCAAAAGACGCAGGAGCAAUUAAGAAGAACGCACAGAUAAAUACCUUCCUACAAGCCUGGAACCCAUCAACAGGGAGAGGAUCCUGCCUCCCUGGAUACCUAAGACAAAUGCUGAAGACAGCGAAAAGAUACAACGUCAGCUUCGAGGCAGUGAAACUGGACGAACAAAUGAAGAAGGCGCUACCCAUAUGGUACCACCUAGGAGCAACAAAGCUCCUACGACGCCUAAACAACACAACAACAAGCAAUUGCCUUCGAGAUGUCCACGGAGUGACCUACGUCGCCGAGCUCUUCAAACUCAUCCAACGGCCAUGCUACAUUAAAGCUGUAGAGACCUCCAACGACUUUGUCCCUCACUGCGACUGCAACGACUGCGAGAAAGACAUGGAACAAGGAUGCAGACACCCGCUGAGAUGCUGCAAAGCGGCCAGCGCCCUCCUAAGACAAGUUAAUAGGAAGUGGAACCCAACGAUGGACACAUCCCCAGACGGCCUAUCACUAACGAAGAGGCGCAAGGAGACAAACGCCAACGCCCUACAGGACAAGGGAGACGUCCUCUUCGACCCCUCCCUCACAACAAGAGGCCCAGUAGAAGAAGCCUUCCGAGUCUUUGUAGACCCGGAAGUACAUGAAAAACCACCAGCAAUAAGAGAACGAAGAGGGAGAAUCGUACCCAAAGAAGGUGUAACAGCAUACGUGUCGGGC
Molecule: messenger RNA, 789 nt
Organism: Rhodofomes roseus
Lineage: Eukaryota; Fungi; Basidiomycota; Agaricomycetes; Polyporales; Fomitopsidaceae
Exons: 1
Source: RefSeq, a predicted model, not a curated record